Messenger RNA from Ostertagia ostertagi, 828 nucleotides. The record is from the annotation of a GenBank genome assembly. NCBI's taxonomy places the organism in Eukaryota, Metazoa, Nematoda, Chromadorea, Rhabditida, Trichostrongylidae.
AUGGCGCAAGACUAUGUUGUACAAAUGGCCGGUCAGGUGUGGUGCUCCGGGAAGACAAUGGAGUUCUUCUACAUCUUCAAUGUUCCAAGUGGACAUCGGUUUCAUGUAGAAGUAUCGCUCCACUGGAAAGUUCGGGAACUGCAAGAAUGUAUCGUGCAGGUAACUGGAAUUAAUGUAGAUGAUCAGCAGAAGCCUUGCCAACGGCCGUACAUGUUCCAGCGCUUCCCGUUUCUUGUCUUUAAAGUACAUCACCAAAAACCGAAAGCUACUGAUCUGCUGCAGAAUUUUGACGAAGUAAUCGACCAGCUCAAACGUAUCCGUCUACCAGGAACACUUCUGGCUCACUCCCGUGGUAACGUCGAGCCGUCUUCAUUUUCUGAUACUUCGUUAUAUGCCUGGAUAUCUGCCUCUGAUCCGGAGCAUUCUCUCAAAGAACUCGUCGAUCAAGUAUCAGAGCAAUUCGGAAAUUUCGAACAAAUGGAUGCGAAGAUGGUUGUGCAGAAUAUAGAAAAAGUCAUGGACUUAUCGAGAAAUGUCAACUGUCGCGAGAUAAAGGGAAUAAAUAUAAGGCUCAGCUAUCUCGAUCAUCAUUUACAAAAUGCUGAAGAUCGAGGUAAAACUAUAGAGAAGCAUGCAUCAAAAAUACUCGACACUCCAUCUCGGAUUGAUCAGUCUUCACUUGAGGAACUUGUGUCACAAUAUCGGUACUUGAUGAGACAAAUUUAUACGGAACUCAAAGAAAUACGUUUGAUAUGUAAUCGAUUCUUCCAAUCGAAGCUGGAAUUUCUCAGAAUAUUGCGAAUACGCCUCAAUUCAUGGAUUGUUCGG